This is a messenger RNA of Penicillium pulvis, 7710 nucleotides long. Its product is annotated as lovastatin nonaketide synthase. NCBI's taxonomy places the organism in Eukaryota, Fungi, Ascomycota, Eurotiomycetes, Eurotiales, Aspergillaceae. The coding region runs from base 1 to 7710 and encodes 2569 amino acids. The transcript has 7 exons. Gene Ontology annotation, biological process: fatty acid biosynthetic process; secondary metabolite biosynthetic process. The record is from RefSeq and is a predicted model, not a curated record. Gene Ontology annotation, molecular function: phosphopantetheine binding; 3-oxoacyl-[acyl-carrier-protein] synthase activity; fatty acid synthase activity.
AUGGACAUCAGAGGAAGUGAGCCAAUCGCUAUCGUGGGAAGUGGCUGUCGCUUCCCUGGUGGAUCUUCAUCCCCAGCAAAACUAUGGGAACUACUUAGCCAGCCUCGAGAUGUGUCAAGCAAAAUUCCCGAGGAUCGAUUUAACUGGCAAAGCUUUUACCAUCCCGACGGUGCUCACCAUGGUACGACAAACACAGCACGAGGAUAUUUCCUCGAAGAAGGCAUUCGCGACUUCGACCCUAAGUUUUUUAAUAUUCCUCCCUCAGAAGCAGACACAAUGGAUCCACAGCAGCGUUUGUUACUCGAGGUUGUUUACGAAGCUAUAGAAUCAGCUGGCAUGACUCUUCAAGGAUUGCGAGGCACGCGGACAGGAGUUUUUCUAGGCAUGAUGAGCUGUGACUAUGAUGACAUUUUGCUCGAAGACUUGGAGUCUGUGCCCACAUACACCGGUACAGGAAUCGAGCGUAGUAUGCAUGCAAACAGAAUUUCGUAUUUUUUUGACUGGCAUGGACCAUCGAUGAGUAUUGACACGGCGUGCUCCUCAAGCAUGAUGGCCAUCUAUUUGGCAGUGCAGGCUUUGCGGAACGGGGAUGCUUCAAUGGCAAUCGCGGCUGGAGCCUCAUUGAUUAUUGGACCUGGUAACUUUAUAGUUCUGAGUAAUCUAAACAUGGUGGCGCCUGACGGUCGAUCCAAGAUGUGGGAUGCAGAAGCCGAUGGCUAUGCGCGUGGUGAAGGCAUCGGCGUUGUGGUUCUCAAGCCACUCAGUGCAGCACUGAAAGAUGGAGAUUCAAUAGAAUGUGUCAUUCGUGAAGUCUUUGUCAACCAGGAUGGCCGUACCCAGGGAGUCACUGUGCCAAAUGGGAGUGCUCAAGCAGAUCUCAUCCGUCAAACAUACAGACGUGCUGGUCUAGAUCUCAAUCGUGUACUCGACCGUCCACAGUACUUUGAGGCUCAUGGUACUGGUACUCCAGCUGGUGAUCCCCAGGAAGCACAGGCAAUUUCCAGGGCUUUCUUUGGUGCAGAUAAUACUGUGUCUAUUGAGAGUCCGCUGUACGUUGGAUCUGUUAAAACAGUCAUUGGUCACACUGAGGGUGCAGCAGGUAUUGCGGGCAUUCUGAAAACAUCAUUGGCUCUUCAACAUGGAUAUCUCCCUCCCAACCAGCACUUCAACUCUCUCAGCUCUUCAGUCGCUCCAUUUGCCGAAAAUUUGGAAAUUCCCACGUCUCUGCUCCCUUGGCCUUCGAUCCCAGAUGGUGGUCCAAGAAGAGCCAGUGUUAAUAGCUUCGGAUUUGGCGGUUCAAAUGCGCAUGCCAUUUUGGAGUCCUUUAAUCCCGUGACGCAAAUCAUCAAGCAGGACGCUCCUUUCCAAAGUCCUUUAUCCCCUUUCACAUUCUCAGCCCCAUCUGAGAAGAGCCUCAGGGCAGUCCUGCGUCGCACAGCAGAGCAUCUCCAAGAUUUCCCCGACACCAACAUGCGUGAUCUCGCCUACACACUACAAGUCCGUCGGUCUAUUUUCCCCUUUCGCACAACACUCUCGGCUCUCAAUGCCAUUGAACUGUGUAAAAAGAUUCAUUCAGAGCUGGAGAUCUCUAAAGAGAGUAACAGUUCUGCAAUCGGAGUUCGCGCACUGUCGAAUCCCAACAAGAAGAUACUUGGUGUUUUCACAGGCCAGGGAGCACAAUGGAUGGGCAUGGGCAAAGAACUCAUCGCGCACUUACCCUAUGCUCAAGAAAUUUUGCACCAACUCCAACAAAAUCUGGACACCUUACCAGAUGUAGACAAACCAUCAUGGUCCCUUCGUGACCAGUUAUUUGCUGACCCUGAGACUUCACGCCUCAACGAGACCGCAAUCUCCCAACCAUUAAUUACAGCCAUCCAAAUAAUAUUGGUCUGUUUACUCCGACAAGCUGAUGUCGAGCUCACCGCAGUGGUUGGUCAUUCAUCUGGUGAGAUCGCAGCAGCUUAUGCGGCGGGUUUCAUUACCGCUGCGGAUGCUAUUCGCAAUGCCUACUACCGGGGUCUCUUCGCAAAACUCGCAGCUGGGCCAAAUCAGGAAAAGGGAGGGAUGUUAGCAGCAGGUAUUUCCUUGGAUGAGGCUAAAGAGCUGUGCAGUCACCCUUAUUAUAGGUACCGGGCUAUGGUUGCAGCCAGCAACUCGCCUGUCAGCGUGACUCUUUCUGGGGACAUCGAUGCGAUCGAGAGUCUGAAAUUCCAUUUAGACGAAACAAAGAAGUUCUGUCGUCCACUGCGUGUUGAGGCGGGUUAUCAUUCACAUCACAUGAACCCUAUUGUACCGGUGUAUGUUCAAGCCCUUGAGGACUGUGGGGUCGAAGCGAUUAUGCCUGGAAGUGGUCACCCUCGUUGGUGGUCAAGUGUGCAUCCAAGCGUUGGGCAUGUGAAGUUCACGAAAGAGCUUGAUAUCGAGUACUGGAAAGACAACAUGGUCCAGUCAGUCUUGUUCAAUGAAGCUGUGGAGAACGCAGUGACUUCCGCCGGUCCAUUCGACAUCGCCAUUGAGAUUGGGCCACACUCGGCACUUCGAGGACCUUUCCAACAAACUCUCAAUGCACUAUCACAAAACGAGAUUCCAUACAUCGGAUGUUUAACUCGUGGGAAAGAUGGCUUGGAGGCAUUCUCGGAGACACUUGGGUCUAUUUGGUCUCUUCUUGGUCCCUCGGCUGUGAACCUUGAUGCCUUUGAACGUGGUGCGGCCCCUCACGUUGCUGAUCGAGCUUUUCUCCGGGGUCUUCCCCCUCAUCCAUGGAACUAUGAGCGCCCAUACUGGUUUGAAUCGAGGGUCGUCCGUGAAAAAUGGCACCCUCAAGGUGGACGUCACUCAUUACUUGGAGUAAUUUUGGGAGGCAGGACCGAAACCGAAGUCAAAUGGCGAAACUUUCUCCGCCUCAAGGAAAUACCUUGGCUUGAACAUCACCAAAUUCAUGAUCAGCCCGUCUUUCCCACAACUGCCUACAUGUGUAUGGCCUGGGAGGCGGCUCUGAAAAUCUCGGACGGACGCUCCAUCCAAUUGUUCGAGUUGCGCGACAUCAAAAUUGGCCAUGGGAUUCUUUUAAAUGACACGUCCGCCGGCAUUGAAGUCAUCUUUACUCUCACCAACAUCAUGAAACCUUCCAAGGUCACGAAUACCUUGCAUGCUCGAUUUCUCUGCCAUUCCUGUAUCAAUAAAGAUGAGAGUUUGCUGGUCCUUAAUGCUGAGGGAGAGAUACUAAUGACAUACGGCACGCCUUCGGUUUCUGAGCUCCCCGCAAUCCAUUCCCACGUGCCAAAUCUGGUGGAGACAGAUACUGAGGAGCUCUACAUUGCUUUUAAUAGAGUGGGAUAUGGCUAUUCGGGAGAUUUCAAGAGCAUGGUCUCCCUCAAGAGGAAACGGAACUAUUCAUCGGGCAUGAUACGAAGGGUACCCACAGAUUUGGUCAUUCAUCCCGCUACCCUGGACGCUGCCUUCCAGGCAGUAUUAGCGGCAACAAGCUAUCCUGGUGAUGGAGCCCUGUGGGCAGUUUAUACCCCAAUCUCGGUGCGCUAUGUCAGUCUCAAUCCAUAUUUUGCCACCAUGGAUGAUAAACGUGAUAAAACUUGGUGUUUUGAGGGUACGCUCAAGGAUUCUGGCGCUAUGCAUAGCGAGGGUACGGUUCAAGUGUAUCCGCAAGGAGGUUCGAAUGCUGUCUUCCAGAUGGAAGGUAUCACUGCAAAGCCAAUCCAUUCGAUGACUGAAGCGGAUGACCGAAGGCUCUUUUCGAAGAUUGUCCUCAAGCAAUCUUCAAUUGAUGGUGAUUUGGGUGCAGGCGAACAUGUAGCUUUCACGGAAGACUACCAGCUGGCUCAUCUCCUAGAGCGGAUUGCCCACUACUAUCUUCGCCAGCUAUUUCAGACUGUCGCUACACAUGAAGAAUCAGACACCUGGCUGCAUCAGCAGGACACUUUGAGCAUUUUAGCACGCAUUAUGAAUCAGGUUUCAACAGGCAAACAUAUUUGGGCUAAACAAGAGUGGAUUGCGGAUACGAAGGAAGAUAUCAUGGAGGCGGGGAAAGAAUUUGCACACAUCAUCGACUUUCACAUCAUGCAUUAUGUGGGAGAGAAUAUUUUAUCUGUGUUUCAUGGAGGAAAAACAGCGCUGGAAUACCUGACGAAGAGCAAUAUGCUGCAUGACUACUACCGCAACGGUUUGGGCUUUUCAAUUUUGAACAAUUGGCUAGCAGAGACUGUACAUCGGCUCAUUCAUCGCUUUCCGCAAAUGCACAUUUUGGAAUUUGGCGCUGGGACUGGCAUCACCACUGAGAAUAUUUUUCGGUCUACCGGCCUCCAGUUCGCAUCCUAUACGUUCGCCAAUUGCUCUCCUGGUUUUCUUGACUCUGCGCAGGAGCAAUUUAGGGAGCCUUUCAGCAAAGUACGGUAUCGCACUCUAGAUCUUGAAGCGGACCUUGCACUCCAAGGCUUCGAAGAGUAUAGCUUUGACCUCAUUAUUGCAUCCAAUAUCGUCCACAUCACUAAGUCUAUUGAAGCGGCAUUAUCAAAGGUUCGAAAUCUCCUACGACCUGGUGGGUAUCUCAUUAUAUCAGGACUCACGAACAGCACAUCCAUUCGAGAUCACCUAUUCAUGAAUGCAUUACCAGCACUAUGGUGCGGACUUGAUGAUGGGCGACAAUUCGCUCCACCUCUCGAAACAGCCCAGUGGGAUGACCUUCUGCGCAAGUCGGGCUUCUCCGGGGUGGAUGCCAUGCCACCUACGAAGCAUUCCUUGCUGUAUCCAGUCUCUAUCAUGGUUUCCCAGGCUAUCGAUCCCCGUGUGGAGUUUUUAAGAGAGCCCGUCUUCUGCCCCGAUCCAUAUCCAGGCGCGGCGGGUAAUCUUGGUGAGCUGUUGAUUGUGGGUGGGAAAGCCCUACGUACUUCCAAGCUUGUUCAACGGCUGUCUCUGGUCCUUUCGACAAAGUUCAUCAAGGUUUCCAUGGUGAAGAGCCUCGAUGAUGUUGCUCAAUUUUCAGGACCGAUUCCCGCAAGUAUUGUUUUUCUAGGAGACUUGGAUCAUCCAACAUUCGAGUCUAUCACCGAAGCUGAGUUCAACAGCAUCAAACGGAUGACCAGUGGGACGCGAAACAUGCUCUGGCUGACAUCUGGCAGCCAGGGUAGUGAGCCUUAUAACAAUAUGAGCAUUGGAUUUGGUCGAUCUCUGGUCUAUGAGAUGCCUGACAUGCGCCUUCAGUUUCUCGAUAUCAAUGAUCCCCAAGCUAUGGAUUCUCUCUAUGUUGCGCAACUGCUAUUAAGAUUGUGUGCGCUCGGUAACUGGGCAGAGACAGGACAGCUUGACAAUUUGCUCUGGACGUCUGAGCCGGAGAUCUACCUUCAGGGCGGCAAUGAGUACAUUCCCCGCGUGAUGCACGACAAAUCUCGCAACGAGCGCUAUAAUACUCGACAGCGAAUUGUCACUCGUAGAGCCAACGCUGCCACAUUGCCUGUUCAUCUAGAGGUGCGCGACACAUCUUAUAUUCUCACUGAGGGAUAUCCGGCGCCCUGGGAGACAGAGGGAAUAGUCACAAUUGAAGUGUUGAAGUCAACUUUAUCCGCCGUCUUCUUCCCAUCGUUCAGUUCGGCUUACAUCUCCUAUGGCGUGGUCAAAGGUACCUCCGAGGCAUUCAUUGUGCCCACACGUUCUAACGCUUCAAUCUUACACGUCCCUCGCGAAGCAAUGUCUUACUGCGGCACUCACACGAUUACCGGAGAGCAAGUCUUGGAAACGGUUGUCUGGCAGUUGAUUGCCAAUGUAUUGCUACAGAGCUCAUCCAGCCUGGGCAAUAUCUUAUUAUAUCAGCCGCCACGGGCUCUGCUUCCUGUGCUCGUUCGCACGUUAUCAAAGACAAGCAUAGAGCUUGUUGAGAUUGCGCAUAUUCCAACUUCACACCCUGAGGCAAGGCAAAUUAUCAUACCUCCAAGAGCGAUGGUACAUCACAUCAAAAAUCUUAUCCCCAAAAACAUAAAACUUUUUGUAGACUUCUCUGCGGAAGGGGGUCCCGGUGGCUUUGCAAGCUGCCUCCGUGCCUGUCUGCCUUCUAAAUGCAAUAAGCUAUACUCAAGUGAUCUUUUUGGCACUGGGGCUGGUUUUUCUAUGUUGGAUUGCGAGGAUUCAGAGUUUGCGAUCUCGGAUUUGACGACAGCAGUGACUGCUGCUCUGGAAAUCCUGGUCACUGCACAUUCAGCUUGGAACAUGAUGUUCAAAUCGCCAGAGGAGUGUACAAAACAGAUCCCAGGACAUAAUCUUCAGUUGAUAGUUGACUGGAAAGCAAGUUCCGAAGUGACUGUACAAGCUCAGCCGGCAACUGCUCAUGUCAACCUACGUCACAACAAAACUUACUUGCUAGUCGGUCUGACUACUGACCUCGGUCAGUUACUAUGUGAGUGGAUGAUCAGUCGUGGGGCUCGCAUCAUUGUGCUAGUAAGCCGAAACCCACGGGUAGAACAGAGUUGGCUAGACGCGCAAGAGAGAAAAGGCGCAAAAAUUCAUAUUUACACCACCGAUGUCACCAAAAAGCAAGAAGUUCGUGAAUUGUACGACGAGAUUAUUGCGGACCUACCACCUGUAGCUGGUGUGGCCAAUGCAGCUAUGGUCCUCAGGGACUCAUUGUUUAUGAACACAAAUUUAGAUAUGCUCAAUGAAGUACUUGCACCCAAAGUCAACGGAAGCAGGUAUCUGGACGAGCUUUUCCAUGAUCCAGGUCUUGACUUCUUUAUCCUCUUUUCGUCCCUUGGUGUCAUCACUGGAAAUGGCGGUCAGACAAGCUACAAUGCAGCAAAUGCAUACCUCACUGCUCUUGCUGCUCAAAGACAAAGUCGUGGCCUCCCAGCAUCUGUCAUGAAUCUGGGCCCAAUUCUUGGGCUUGGCUAUAUCACCCGUGCGGGUCUGUUUUCGGGAGACGAUAUCGACGAUGUCGGAUUGUAUCCGAUUUCUGAGUCCGAUUUUCUCGAGAACUUUGCGGAGGCUGUAUUGGCAAGCCCAGUCAUUCAGGGAGGCAAUCAUGAAAUCAUUUCAGGACUAAGGGACGUUGACCCUGUCAGCAAUCCGCGGGUCUCCUGGAUUCACAAUCCCCGGUUAUCGCAUCUACAGCUCCAUAAAGGUAGUACUAUUGCUAAUGAGGGAAAUGGAAGCCCCAUGUCAGUCAAGGAGCAGCUACUAGAGGCAAACUGCCUUGAAGACAUGCAGCAUGUUAUUUUGGAUGCCUUCACAAUCAAGCUCUCAGUCAUCCUUCAGCUUUCCAUGGAUAGCAUAGAUACUAUAUCACCACUGAUUGGUCUAGGAGUUGAUUCCCUGGUUGCGCUCGACAUUCGCUCUUGGUUUAUGAAGAGCCUAAGCGUUGAGGUUCCUCUGUUGGAGAUUCUCAGUGGAUCAACAGUCUCCGAUAUUGCCAAUUAUGCGACUCAGCAGCUGCCACCACAUAUUUCGUCAGAUUCAGCCAGGCUUAAUCCUCUUACAUCGGAGUCGCCUUUGGCCCACGGUGGAAAUGACAUAUCUACGCGUUCAAUUAGCUCGACCGGCGACUCAACAUCCACGGAUCAGAUCACGUUGAACGAUGACACAUUAACUCCUCCACUCAGUCCCAGUCUGCCUGAAGAAGGCUUCUCGCCAGGUGACUCUGUUAUUAAAAAUACGGAAGUAUCGGAAGCGCCAGUUGGGAACAUCACGGGCGGAACUCAACUUUCGUCUUGA